AUGGCAUUGUCCGCCCGUCACUUAAGUUGUACCACUGCUUUCAACACAUUUGUAUCAGAUCGGUACUAUCAAGCGUGCCUGAAGACAUUGAUACCAGCAUUGAAUGACCAUGGGGUUACCAUGGAUGACGAUUUGCUAGCGGCGACCGUGAUUCUCCGACUGUUAGAGGAGUUUGAUGUCCCACUGGCUGGGUCUGAUCUUCGAGGCCAUUCCUUUGGCACCAAGGCUUUCAUUCAGGGUCCUCCCCCGUCCGCGACGACAACCCCAAGCCUACGGCAAGCGGUCUACUGGAGUGGUCUUCGCCAGGAAAUUUUUAACGCACUAAGCCUGCAACAGGCCCCAGAUAUCGAUCUCAGUUCUCUCCACUCUCUAUUUUUCGCCCUGGGGCCGGAUGCUGGAGACUGUGCCUGGGCCAACCAGGCGAUCGCCCACUGUGCAGAUGUCCUCCUCUUCUCCUUUGGCAUGGGUCCACACUCAGUGGCCGAGCAUGACAAUCUGCGAAAGCAAAAUAAUGAAUGGCGCGACGGGCGACCGGCAUCCUUCGACCCCUAUUUUGUUGGCGAGGACGUUGAGGUAGGUGUUAGGUUUCCUGAUAUUCGGUUUGGCUCUCCCUGGCAUGGUAGGUUCUCCGACUGCAAUGACCUCUCCGGUGCUCCACAGAAGUCUGACCUGUCUUUAGCAAUAGGAAACCAAUAUAACGUAUUGGCCCGAGUUCUGCUCUCCGUACACAACCCUAGCAUCCCGACCGUUGGGUAUUUGCGGAGGCGACUUGCCGCGGAGGCCGAUUUCCAAAUCCGUAAGGGGGUAUGGACCGUGUGUGGUGUGGCGCUAUCUAACUCUUCUGUCCCUCCUGCGAUGGUUGUUGGAUGCAUGGCCAUUCAUCUCUGUGGUCAUCGAUUCACAGAUCGACAGGAACAGAACCGGUUAAUCCAAGUUUUGACCAAAACCUCCGGUCGGCACGGCUGGCCAACCCAUUUCCUCGAGCGUCAACUUCGCGACACAUGGGGCAUGGCAUGA
Penicillium longicatenatum is the source of this 1017-nucleotide messenger RNA. RefSeq lists its product as uncharacterized. The record is from RefSeq and is a predicted model, not a curated record. Gene Ontology annotation, molecular function: DNA-binding transcription factor activity; transcription cis-regulatory region binding. The coding region runs from base 1 to 1017 and encodes 338 amino acids. Lineage: Eukaryota; Fungi; Ascomycota; Eurotiomycetes; Eurotiales; Aspergillaceae. Gene Ontology annotation, cellular component: nucleus. Gene Ontology annotation, biological process: positive regulation of transcription by RNA polymerase II. The transcript has 4 exons.